This is a messenger RNA of Brachypodium distachyon (stiff brome), 3011 nucleotides long. RefSeq names its product interactor of constitutive active ROPs 2, chloroplastic. The record is from RefSeq and is a predicted model, not a curated record. The transcript has 4 exons. Lineage: Eukaryota; Viridiplantae; Streptophyta; Magnoliopsida; Poales; Poaceae. The coding region runs from base 1135 to 2709 and encodes 524 amino acids.
AGGGCUCCUCGCCUCUUCCUCCCUCCAUCGCCAUAGCGUAGCUUAGCCUCUAGCUCUUGGCCUCUCUCUCCUUCUGCUCUUCCUUCAGAGAGAGGGAGCUGACCACUUUUCUUUUUGUCCCGUUGCAGCUUUCUUGUAGGUGUGUGGCCUGGCGGAGUGUUGGUGUAGCUCUCUGAAUUCUGAAAUAGAGAUACAGUAUAGCCAUGCAGACAGCCAAGACAAGCUUUCUUUAUUUUCAUGCAUCGAAGUCUGUGAUGUUAGAUUCUCCUGAUCUCCAUUCCCAAGCCCGUUGAAUUCAGAUUUUAGUCAAAUGUGCACGCAUCAGUUUUGGCGGUGCAAAACCAGUGAGACAUUGAGCACUGCACCCUCACAAAAAUUCAGAGACAGGAACUCUUCGGCCGAGAAGUAGCACUGCUUAUGCUCUCUGUUCAAAGGGGAUUAAACAGAGCCUCUCAACAGCUACAGCCAUCGAUCAACUGCGCUAAUUGCGUUCUCCGUGACGUGGAAACAUGAGACUGGGGCGGCGGCUCUAAACUACACUUUCCUCCUUGCCACCGCCCUGUUUGGCUCCAUUUUAAAAGGGUUAACAAGAAACCAAAAUUUUCAAAUCACGGAGGCACGCAUGUGACCGCGACUGUUUUCACAGAUGGCUCCAUGGGCAAACGCUUGUCCCGUUCUUGUGCUCGCCGCCAAGGAGCUAGCGGUGCGCUGCUGCUGCAGUGGUCCACUUGUCGCUAACCACAUCUGUAAAGCUCCGGCUCCCCUCCGUCCGAGGUCCCUUUUGCAGCUCGCGUAGCGCGCGGGCGGGGGGAUUAAGUUAAGCUAAUGCGCUUCCCUUUUCCCGGCCCCUGCCUCCCGCGCGCGCGGUUGCUCCCCCUUCACUUCUUGUCGGUGUCUAUUCCUCCUUUCCGGCCUCGGAUCCCUUGUUUCCCCGUUUGCAUCUUGCUUCUCCGUGCGUCUGGUUAAUCCGAGCCGAAAUCUUUGACCCAAAUCGUUCUUCCGCAAGCCCAAAACUUUGGAUUGUUUCUGCUUGAUUGGUUGGUUGGAUUCGAGUCUCACACGGAGAAGCUUUGUUUCUUCCCCUCCUGCAUUUGACAUGAAGGGAGGGAAUGAAAUCUCGUGCCCGGUCUAGUCAUGCUGUCCUUAAACAAAAUGCAUUUUCUCAAGUUAUAUUCGAGCAGUACAGCCGUGAGGAAUGGUUCCGUGGAGCACCCUACCCGGGCGUCUCCCAAUGGAACGAACAAGACGAGCCGGCCGACGAGGUUCGGUGGUCCUGAUUCUGCCGCCGACACGCCGGCGACCAAGUCACCCACCGGCCGGAGUCCUAAGGUGGAGCGCCGAACGACGAUGAGCGCAGAAAGAGAGAAACGGAGGCCAGUGAUGAAGCUGUCGGAGCUAGAGUCCCAGCUCACGCAGCUGCAAGACGAGCUCAAGAAGGCCAAGGAGCAACUCCAUUCGUCCGAGAACUCCCGGAAGCGGGCCCUGCAGGAAGCCGAGGAGGCCAGGGCGCAGGCCGCGUCAGCGUCGGCGCAGGCCCGCGAUUCCGAGGCGCAGCUCGCGGAGCUCUCGUCCGUCGAGGAAACCCGCAUCUUCGAGCUGCGGCGUCUCUCCCAGGAGCGCGAUCGCUCGUGGCAGUCGGAGCUGGAGGCCAUGCAGAAGCAGCACGCCGCCGACUCAGCCGCGCUCGUGGCCGCCAUGGGCGAGGUGCACCGGCUCCGCGUGCAGCUCGCCCGCGCCGACCGCAAGCCGCAGGAGGCGGCCGAGGCGCAGCUCGCCACGGUCGACGAGCUCAGGGCCAAGCUCAAGGAGAGCGAGGAAGCCGAGGCGCAGGCCCGGAGCUUGCACGAGGAGUGCAAGCAGCAGCUGGAGGCAAGCCGGGCCACCAUCGACUCGCUGCUCACCGAUGGCUCCAAGCUGAUGGACUCCUUCAGCCUCGUCGUCACGGAGCUCGAGGAGUCGCGCGCCAAGCUCAAGGCCCAGGAGGAAGAGAUGGCGGAGACUUCGUCGGCGGCGAAGGCGGCCGGCGAGAGCAGCGGCUGCUCGGACUCCGAGGCCGCCGAGCUGAGGUCGGCUUUGGAGGACGUGGAGGCCAGGUUCCAGGAAGAGAAGAUCCUGAGCACCGUGGAGACGCAGUGCGCGUACGAGCUCAUGGACCAGCUGAAGAUGGAGUCCGACCUGCGGCACGGCAAGCUCGCCGCUGCGCUCGGGAGCGCCAAGUCCGAGGUCAUCUUCCUCAAGGCGAGCCUGUUCGACAAGGAGUCCGAGCUGAGGCGCGCCCAGGACGCGGCCAAGAAGCUACAAGACGAGACGAGAACCAGCAGGGACAUUACGGCAGACGAGCUGAAAGAGCAGCUGCGGGGCGCGCUGCUGGAGAACGGGCAGCUGAAGAUCGAGCUGCAGAAGUACGAGUCCGAGGAGAAGGUCCCCGUGAAGUCGGAGGCCGAAGCGGCGGCGGAGACGGCGAAGAAAGGGGAGACGGAGGCCGAGCUGAGGCGGCUGAGGGUGCAGGCCGAGCAGUGGAGGAAGGCCGCCGAGACCGCCAUGGCUUUGCUCGCCGUGGGAAAGGGCGGGAACGGGAAGGUCAUGGACCGGGGCGACUCGUUGGACGGCGGCAAGUACGCCGGCUUGUAUGAUGAGCUCGACGACGAUGCCGCGGCCCGGAAGAACGGCAACGUGCUCAGGAGGAUCAGUGGCAUGUGGAAGAAAUGAGGAUGAUCACCGAUCAACUUAUGACAAAGUAGUAGCGCGGAUCGAUCGUAGGGACUUGUUCAUUUUUCGGUCACUUGUAUAAUUGUUUUGCCGGUUCUUGUGGUGUAAAAACAGGUAUAAAAGCAAAAAAAAACAUAGGAAUGAUUGUACUGGUUGGGUAAGCGUGCCCACAGCUGUAUUAUACUCCUAAAACAUAGUGCGUGGUAUAUGAUGAAUCGGAGAGUCGAUUCAUGCAGGUGUGAAUUGUGAAAGGCUGGAAUAUCACAAUUUAGAGUGACUAUCAACAAGUUGCUCUUUCUGAA